Ipomoea nil (Japanese morning glory) is the source of this 1538-nucleotide messenger RNA. Its product is annotated as fasciclin-like arabinogalactan protein 8. Gene Ontology annotation, cellular component: plasma membrane. The transcript has a single exon. The record is from RefSeq and is a predicted model, not a curated record. Bases 76 to 1338 code for a protein of 420 amino acids. Lineage: Eukaryota; Viridiplantae; Streptophyta; Magnoliopsida; Solanales; Convolvulaceae.
CUCCUCAUCUUCAGUUCUUCUUCACUCUGAGUUUCAGUAUAGUGAGUAGUUCACUGGUCUUGGCUAACGUGCACCAUGGGUUCAGUUCGCCACCUCCUCCUCUUCACGGCCGCCGUCAUUGCCGUUUCCUGCGCCGUUAGCGCCGCCCACAACAUCACCGCCAUCCUGGAAGGUCACCCGGAGUACAGCCAGUUCAACGACUACCUCUCCCGAACUAAGCUCGCCGACGAGAUCAACACCCGGACCACCGUCACCGUCCUGGUUUUGACCAACGGCGCUUUCUCCUCCAUUACCGGCAAGCACCCACUUUCCGUCGUCAAGAAUGUUCUAGAGCUUCACGUCUUGCUUGACUACUGGGAUGGAGAUAAGCUCCAUGAUAUCUCCAAGGGGACCACUCUCUCCACCACUUUAUACCAGACCACCGGCAAUGCGCCGGGGAACUUGGGGUUCGUUAACAUUACGGAUCAGAAAGGUGGGAAAGUCGGGUUCGGAUCUGCGCUUCCCGGGUCGCCAUUGGCGUCUCAGUACACCAAGUCUGUUAAGCAAAUCCCGUUUAAUAUUUCGGUGAUUGAGAUCAGUACUCCUAUUGUUGUCCCUGCGGUUUUGAAUGCUCCGGCGCCGUCGCCGUCGGAUUAUAACCUCACCGGCGCUCUUGAGAAAGCUGGAUGUAAGACGUUCGCUAGCUUGUUGAUUUCCUCCGGUGUGAUCAAGACUUUUGAGAAGGCUGCGGAUAAAGGGUUGACCAUUUUUGCGCCCAAUGAUGAGGCUUUCAAGGCCGACAGUUUGCCGGAUCUGAGUAAGCUUAGCAAUGCCGAUACGGUGGCGCUCUUGGAGUACCACGCCGUGGCUCAGUACACUCCUUUUGGGACGUUGAAGACCUCCAGGGAUCCGAUUUCGACUCUCGCGGCUAACGGCGCCGGGAAGUUUGACUUCAGCACGGAGACCUCCGGCGACUCUGUCACUCUCCACACCGGCGUGGAUUCCUCCAGGGUGGCGUCCACCGUCAUAGACUCCACUCCGCUCUGCAUCUUCACCGUCGACAAAGUGCUUCUCCCCGCCGAGCUCUUCGGCAAUGCUCCUUCUCCGGCUCCCGGACCCGCCCCGGAGAUCUCCCCUGCCCCAGCACCCGAAGCCGACGCACCAAGCCCCUCUCCGGAAGCCUCAGCCCCGUCGCCCCUCCUCUCUCCCCCGGCUCCCCCGACCUCAUCUCCCGGCGGCGCUCCCGCAGACAGCCCGGCUGCCGAUUCAGAGAACACCACCGCCAGCAAGAACUCCGGCGCCGUCAACGCUCCAGCAUUACUGCUCACCCUACUCGCAGUGUCAGUUUACAUGUCCUAAACAAUCAUUCUGUACCAUUGUUUGCCUAAAUUAUUCCACUUUUUUUUUUUUUUUUUUUUUUCUGCUUCUAUUUGUGUCUUGAAUUUGCAGAAAAGGAUUUUUAUUUAUUUUUACAUUUUAUUUAAAAUUGUACGGUUUGCGUGUGAUACUCAUCAUAUCAGACAUCAGGGAAUGAGAUUAGGACACCAUUGCUUUGAUCU